AAGGCACCGUACAAGGGAAAAUCAUGAGUUGAUAGGGAUUAGCCCCCCAUCCAAGAAAUACCAAACAUGCGUUAAUCACUUUUUUUCAGGUGUUUAUCUAAAUGAUUUUGAAUUUAUCGCGUUGUAUUUCAUAGAUUUAGUUAUGACCCUGACGCUCUCAGUCUCUCUCUCUGACGCUCUCUCUCCCCUACGAAUAGAACCGACGAACUCCGCGAAUAGGCGAGCAGCAUCCACACAAGCAGCCAUUUAAUUAAUUGGGAUUACUUUAAAAUCAUUAAUUUAAAUACUCAACCUUUUUUAGUUUGACCGUAAUGCGAUAGGAAUUCCAAUAAUUAUAAUAUCCAAUAUGCCAAAUCAAAUGCGGUCCGCCAGAAUUAGGCAGACAAAUGCAAUGUGGACCUUCACCUGACAAAAAAAAACAGACUGGCUACACAUGACGGGGUUAAUAAAUGCACAGCGUUCACUUCUAAAUAAUGAAAAUAGAGAUUCAUCGAGGUUAUUUUGAAGACGGAUGGAUGGAAAUGCAUAAACAAGGAGCGUCAAGACGUUCAUCAAGGGAAACUCGAUAUUUCACCGCUUUGAAAAUCGUAGAUCUGACGAUAUAAAGAAGAUAGGUUGUAUUGCAGGCUACAUAGAAGCUAGCCGCCUACGUGCUGUAACCUCUCCUAAAUUGUCUUUAGACUAUAUUUACCUCGACGUGACAAUACAUCGUACAAAUUACAUGGAAUGAUGGACACGAAAAUUGGACACAACCUUUGUCUGUGUGAAACUUAUGUUUAAGAGGCUCAGUGAACAUUAGGCUACCUGUGGCCGAAUCGUAUCAUCGCUCAGAGGACAGACAUAGCCUAUCUUGAGUGUGGUCGUUUCAAUAUUGACUGAAGAAUGUGUUAAUAUCAGUGUCAGUGCCGCCUCUCUGACUGAGGUUUCCCACAUCUUUACAAAUCCCAGAAAUCGAAGGUGCUAAAUGUAAUGGAGACAAAUGAGCCUGUUAUCUAGAAUGGAUCCUCACAUAUCCCUGUAAGAGGCGGGACAAAGGAAGAAAACCCCAGGACGGACGAUAGGAGGGCUGCCGUGCCAUAGGCGGAAGAGUGGCGUCGGUCCGAGAGAGAGGGGGUAGAAUCACCCUCGCACCCCUACCCCUAGAAUCAUAGAGUUGAAGGCAUGUCUAACCAGACCCAGAUCUUUGGCAUAGAUGGCCCAGGGAGCCUGCUGGCAGUGUUGGCCUCACAGAGGGACAGUAGUAUUACCAGCACCAGCAGUGAAGGAAUCUCAGCUGCGGCCGUGUCCACCUAUGUCAAGUUGGUGUUCCUGGGCCUGAUCCUCUGUGUCAGCCUAGCAGGCAACCUGCUGGUGUCUCUGCUGGUCCUCCGAGACCGGGCCCUUCACAAGGCCCCCUAUUUCUUUCUGCUGGACCUUUGCCUAGCUGAUGUCAUCCGUUCUGCUGCCUGCUUCCCCUUCGUCCUGGUGUCUGUCCACAACAGCUCAGCAUGGACCUACAGUGCCUUCAGCUGUAAGCUGGUGGCCUUCCUAGCUGUGCUCUUCUGUUUUCACGCUGCCUUCAUGCUGUUCUGUGUGGCUGUGACCCGCUACCUGGCCAUCACCCACCACCGCUUCUACGCCAAACGCAUGACGGUCUGGACCUGCGCUGCCAUCAUCUGCAUGGUCUGGACUUUGGCCAUUGCCAUGGCGUCUCCGCCUGUCUUUGACGUGGGGACGUACAAGUUCAUUCAAGACGAGGACCAGUGCAUUUUCGAGCAUCGCUACCUUAAGACCAAUGACACUCUGGGCUUCAUGCUCAUGCUGGCCAUCGUGGUCCUGGCCACUCACGGUUUCUACACCAAACUCCUGCUGUUUGAAUACAAGCAUCGAAAGAUGAAGCCUGUCCAGCUAAUGCCAGCCAUCAGCCAGAACUGGACCUUCCACGGCCCGGGUGCCACGGGUCAGGCAGCAGCCAACUGGAUCGCAGGCUUUGGCCGAGGCCCAAUGCCCCCCACCCUGCUGGGCAUCAGGCAGACUUUGCACAACCAGCAGCAGCAGCGCCUGCUGGGCAUGGAGGAGGUCAGAUCUGAGAGGAGGCUAGGCAGGAUGUUCUACAUCAUCACCCUGCUCUUCCUGGUGCUCUGGGCUCCCUACAUAGUGGCCUGUUUCUGGAGGGUGUUUGUCAAGUCCUGCUCCAUCCCUCACAGGUACCUCUCCAUCACAGUGUGGAUGAGCUUCGCCCAAGCAGGAGUCAACCCUAUCUUCUGCCUCCUGCUCAAUAAGGACUUGAGGAAAGUGCUGAGGGCCCACCUGCCCACCUACAGCAGGACUAGACAACACCAACAGCUGCACCGCCAUGAGCUGUUUGUGUUCACCAUCACAUGAUGCACUACUAUAUCGUGUGAUGGGGUGGGAUUGGGGUGUUUUGUUUGUAUCAUACAGAAAUGCCUAUCUGACCUUUUUUUGUAAAGAGAAUGUUUAUCAGACGCUACUAUUUUUGCAAAUGUAUUACAACUUUGUUUCAUUUGUAAUGUGCAGAUGAUGUGUGUGUGGAGACAUGCAGUAUGAGAAGCAGGUUUGUAGUAAUACUAGUAAUGAACAUUCUCAGUAGAUUAUCUCAUUAACAUGUUAAAACUGAUUUUCUUUAGUUCAAUAGAGGGGAUUGCAACGUCACCAUAAAUAGCAGGAUAUACUGUGUACAAAACUUUUGAGUUGCACUCCCCCAUAUUACCCUCAGAACAGCUUCAAUUCGUCAGGGCAUGGACUCUACAGGGUGUCGAAAGUGUUCCACUGGUAUGCUGGCCAAUGUUGACUUCAAUGCUUUCCACAGUUGUGUCAAGUUGGCUGGAUGUCCUUUGGGUGGUGGACCAUUAUUGAUACACACGGGAAUCCGUUGACCAUAAAAAAACAGCAGCGUUGCAGUUCUUGACACACACAAACUGGUGCGCCUGGCACUUACUACCAUACCCCGUUCAAAAGGCACUUCAAUCUUUUUUUUUUUACUACCAUACCCCUCAAUGGCACACAUACACAAUCGAGGUCUCAAUUGUCUCAAGGCUUAAAAAUCCUUCUUUAACCUGUCUCCUCCACUUCAUCUACCUUGAUUGAAGAGGAUUUAACAAGUGAUAUCAAUAAGGGAUCAUUGCUUUCACAUGUAUUCAACCGGUCAGUCUAGGAAAACCUGCUCUUUCCAUGAUACAGUGCCUUGCGAAAGUAUUCGGCCCCCGUGAACUUUGCGACCUUUUGCCACAUUUCAGGCUUCAAACAUAAAGAUAUAAAACUGUAUUUUUUUGUGAAGAAUCAACAACAAGUGGGACACAAUCAUUAAGUGGAACAACAUUUAUUGGAUAUUUCAAACUUUUUUAACAAAUCAAAAACUGAAAAAUUGGGCGUGCAAAAUUAUUCAGCCCCUUUACUUUCAGUGCAGCAAACUCUCUCCAGAAGUUCAGUGAGGAUCUCUGAAUGAUCCAAUGUUGACCUAAAUGACUAAUGAUGAUAAAUACAAUCCACCUGUGUGUAAUCAAGUCUCCGUAUAAAUGCACCUGCACUGUGAUAGUCUCAGAGGUCCGUUAAAAGCGCAGAGAACAUCAUGAAGAACAAGGAACACACCGGGCAGGUCCGAGAUACUGUUGUGAAGAAGUUUAAAGCCGGAUUUGGAUACAAAAAGAUUUCCCAAGCUUUAAACAUCCCAAGGAGCACUGUGCAAGCGAUAAUAUUGAAAUGGAAGGAGUAUCAGACCACUGCAAAUCUACCAAGAACUGGCCGUCCCUCUAAACUUUCAGCUCAUACAAGGAGAAGACUGAUCAGAGAUGCAGCCAAGAGGCCCAUGAUCACUCUGGAUGAACUGCAGAGAUCUACAGCUGAGGUGGGACACUCUGUCCAUAGGACAACAAUCAGUCGUAUAUUGCACAAAUCUGGCCUUUAUGGAAGAGUGGCAAGAAGAAAGACAUUUCUUAAAGAUAUCCAUAAAGUGUCAUUUAAAGUUUGCCACAAGCCACCUGGGAGACACACCAAACAUGUGGAAGAAGGUGCUCUGGUCAGAUGAAACCGAAAAUGCAAAACGUUAUGUUUGGCGUAAAAGCAACACAGCUCAUCACCCUGAACACAUCAUCCCCACUGUCAAACAUGGUGGUGGCAGCAUCAUGGUUUGGGCCUGCUUUUCUUCAGCAGGGACAGGGAAGAUGGUUAAAAUUGAUGGGAAGAUGGAUGAAGCCAAAUACAGGACCAUUCUGGAAGAAAACCUGAUGGAGUCUGCAAAAGACCUGAGACUGGCACGGAGAUUUGUCUUCCAACAAGACAAUGAUCCAAAACAUAAAGCAAAAUCUACAAUGGAAUGGUUCAAAAAUAAACAUAUCCAGGUGUUAGAAUGGCCAAGUCAAAGUCCAGACCUGAAUCCAAUUGAGAAUCUGUGGAAAGAACUGAAAACUGCUGUUCACAAAUGCUCUCCAUCCAACCUCACUGAGCUCGAGCUGUUUUGCAAGGAGGAAUGGGAAAAAAUGUCAGUCUCUCUAUGUGCAAAACUGAUAGAGACAUACCCCAAGCGACUUACAGCUGUAAUCGCAGCAAAAGGUGGCGCUACAAAGUAUUAACUUAAGGGGGCUGAAUAAUUUUGCACGCCCAAUUUUUCAGUUUUUGAUUUGUUAAAAAAGUUUGAAAUAUCCAAUAAAUGUCGUUCCACUUCAUGAUUGUGUCCCACUUGUUGUUGAUUCUUCACAAAAAAAUACAGUUUUAUAUCUUUAUGUUUGAAGCCUGAAAUGUGGCAAAAGGUCGCAAAGUUCAAGGGGGCCGAAUACUUUCGCAAGGCACUGUAUGUUUUGUACACUCAGUGUAGGUUAUGAUCAACUGCAGUCUAGACUGGAAAGAAUCUCAUUUGAUUUUGUAGUUUAUUUUACCACCAUGGAAUGUUUGAAAUUCAGUGUUAAUUAGUUCUGACUUGAAACCUCUACAGGAUCGGCUGGUCCCCCACGGGACGGUUGAGCUAACGUAGGCUAAUGCAAUUACCAUAAGGUUGUAAGUAACAAGAUUAUUUCCCAGGACAUAGACAUAUCUGAUAUUGGCAGAAAGCUUAAAUUGUUGUUAAUCUAACGGCACUGUGUAAUUUACAGUAGCUAUUACAGUGAAAUAAUACCAUGCUAUUGUUUGAGGAGAGAGCACAGUUAUGAACUUGACAAUGUAUUAAUAAACCAAUUAGGCACAUUUGGGCAGUUUUGAAACAAAAGUUUGAAAAUAAAUGCAAUGGUUCAUUGGAUCAGUCUAAAACUUUGCACGCACACACUGCGUGCAAAUCUAAAUUGCAGCUGGAAUAAUACAUUAAGGCCUUUCUGUUGCAUUUCAAAAGUGAUGGUACAAACAAAAUACAAAAAAAGCAUGUUUUUUUCUUCGUAUUAUCCUUUACCAGAUCUAAUGUGUUAUAGUCUCCUACAUUCAUUUCACAUUUCCACAAACAUCAAAGUGUUUCCUUUCAAAAAGUAUCAAGAAUAUGCAUAUCCUUGCUUCAGGUCCUGAGCUACAGGCAGUUAGAUUUGGGUAUGUCAUUUUAGGCAAAAAAAAAUAAACCUGAGAAGUGAACUGGGGUUGAAGAUUAGGGGCCUGGCAUUCUUUUGUAAUAUAUUCUCUUGUAGAGCAUUUGAAGUGGCAGUUGUUUUUCCACUCACCAAUAAAGUCUACUUUUGAUGCAUUUUGA
Molecule: messenger RNA, 5662 nt
Organism: Oncorhynchus keta (chum salmon)
Lineage: Eukaryota; Metazoa; Chordata; Actinopteri; Salmoniformes; Salmonidae
Product: probable G-protein coupled receptor 173
Exons: 2
Coding region: 1162-2364 (400 amino acids)
Biological process (GO): G protein-coupled receptor signaling pathway
Cellular component (GO): plasma membrane
Molecular function (GO): G protein-coupled receptor activity
Source: RefSeq, a predicted model, not a curated record